AUGUCCAAACGUUCGCACGAGGCGCACGCUGGGCGUGUGUCGAAGCGUCGGCGAAGCGGCGCGCACCAGCGCCAUACACGCAAGCUGGUACAGGUGCUAGAUAUUCCACAAUGCACUGGCGUGUUCAUGUCGUGUGCGCGUGGUAAAGAGCGCAAAGCUGCCACCGAGCUCGUUGAGCUGAUGGAGGAGCAUGCGCAGCGCAUGUACGCCGACCAUGCGCCACAAGAAGCGAGCUGUACAGAUAUUGAGUCGCAAAUUGAAAAAGAGCUCGCUGAUAUGCGGCGGCCAGCCGAGCCAACGCGCAUCUCAUCGUUGGACACGGACACUGAGUGCCUAUGCUUUAUCCAGUGCUUGCCUCCUGUGGACUCGUUCUCACUCCUAAAGGACGUCCUACGAACGAUGGAGGCAACAGGCGCAUCACGAAGCCGCUAUGUCCAGCGCCUCGUGCCCGUUCGUGUGCUAUGCCGCGCGGACACUGACUCUAUUCGCACUGCCGCGACGGCGGCCUUGGCACCGGCCUUUGCCGACCAGCCACGGACGUACCGUGUCGAACCACGCAUCCGCUCACACACAUCUCUCUCGCGCGAUGUGCUGAUUCCCCUUGUAGCUUCGUGUGUCCCGACGAAUGUUGCACACCGCGUCGAUCUCGCACAUCCCGAUGUCAUUAUCGUGGUCGAGGUGCUGAGGAAUGUGUGCGGUAUCGGGACCGUCGAUGAGUACGAGCGCUUCGGCAAGUGGAAUGUUCAGACACUGGUCGAGCGUCAUAACAACGACAACGUGCGCAGCACAUGA
Molecule: messenger RNA, 792 nt
Organism: Malassezia restricta
Lineage: Eukaryota; Fungi; Basidiomycota; Malasseziomycetes; Malasseziales; Malasseziaceae
Product: tRNA acetyltransferase TAN1
Exons: 1
Coding region: 1-792 (263 amino acids)
Biological process (GO): tRNA modification
Molecular function (GO): RNA binding
Source: RefSeq, a predicted model, not a curated record